This is a messenger RNA of Pochonia chlamydosporia 170, 702 nucleotides long. Its product is annotated as DNA-binding SAP. The record is from RefSeq and is a predicted model, not a curated record. The coding region runs from base 1 to 702 and encodes 233 amino acids. NCBI's taxonomy places the organism in Eukaryota, Fungi, Ascomycota, Sordariomycetes, Hypocreales, Clavicipitaceae. Gene Ontology annotation, biological process: poly(A)+ mRNA export from nucleus. The transcript has 2 exons. Gene Ontology annotation, cellular component: nucleus.
AUGACGGAUUACAAUGCGCUCAAGGUCCCGGAGCUGAAGGCCAUGCUGGGCCAGAGAAAGCUCCUGCAGACUGGUAACAAGCAAGCCUUGAUUUCGAGACUACAAGAGGAUGACGCGAAGGAUGCGACUGGUGGUGAGGAGGCCAAGCCAGACGCCUCCAAGGAAGAUGAAAUCACGUACAGCGAUGACGAAGCCACGGCGUCCAAACCAGCCGCAGAGAAACCCGCCCCAGCUGCAACUGAAUCAAAACCCGAAGAACCCGCCAAGGAAGAAGCUCCAGCGACCACAGAUGCUGCCGCCGAAAAGACCGAGGCUGAACCCGCGCAGUCCUUCGCCAUUGGUCUGGCAUCCACUGCCGCCGACGAUGAGGCUAAGAAGCGCGCAGAGCGGGCGAAGAGAUUCGGUAUUGAGGAAGACGACGAUGCAGUGAGGCGCGCAGACCGUGCGAAACGCUUCGGUCUGGAUCAGACGGAACUGGCAUCAAGUCUCGACUCUGCACUCCCUGAGCGGCCACGAAAGCGCGGUCGUGGUCGCGAAGCCGACAAUAGUCGCCCCGGAAAGCGACAGAGUCUUGAUCGGAGGGGUCGCCAUGGCAGGGGACCUCGCCAGGGAGGUAACAAGGAGCGCGGCGGAACCAUUUUGGACGAUGCCGGGGAGAGGGCAAAGGCCGAGAAGAGAGCCGCCAGAUUUGCCGCUGCUUAA